AUGGCGCGGCACUUGAUGAGUUUGCAUUUGAAUUUGGCCCAAGUAUGUCUUCAACUCAAGGCCUACGAGCCAGUGAUCAUGCACAGCACCCAAGCAUUGAAAGUGGACCAGGAGAAUGCAAAGGCGUUCUACCGCCGCGGACUUGCGCAGGAAGCCUUAGGCAAGACGCAGGCUGCAGCCAACGAUCUGCAAAGGGCUGUGAGGAUCGAGCCUCGCAACGCUGAGGUCCGAAAAAAGUACGAAGAGUUGAAGAAGAUCCUGGCGGAGAUCGAGCGAAAGAAAGACGAGGAGGAAGGACCUGUAGAGCACGACGUCCAAUCCCUGCCCCGUGCAUGGAUGGAGAUCGUCAUCGGAGGCAGUGAGCCACGGCGCUUGGUCUUUGCGUUGUACAGCGACAGCGCGCCCACGACCGCGGAGAACUUUCGUCAGCUGUGCAGCGGAGAACACGAAGGUUUGACGGCCAGAGGCAAGCGUUUCCACUACAAAGGCAGCCUGCUGCAUCGGAUGAUCCCCGGACUAAUGAUCCAGGGCGGUGAUUUCGAGAAUGCCAACGGGACGGGCGGCGAGUCCAUUUAUUCCCGGCGUUUCGAAGACGAAAACUUCCGGGAGAAGAUUGCGCGGCGAGGGCUAUUGUGCAUGGCCAACGAUGGGCCCAACACCAAUGGCUCCAACUUCUUUGUGUCGUUUGACGCACAAGAUCAUCUGGAUAGGAAACACGUGGUCUUCGGCGAAGUCUUUAGCGGCAUGGAUCUGCUGGCCGAUUUGGAGAAGCUGGAGACGAACGAAGAGUGCAGGCCCCUGGUGGACUGUGUGGUCGUUGACUGCGGAGCUGAUCUGGCCAAAGGUCCUUCACCAGCCUGA
This is a messenger RNA of Cladocopium goreaui, 861 nucleotides long. The record is from the annotation of a GenBank genome assembly. NCBI's taxonomy places the organism in Eukaryota, Dinophyceae, Suessiales, Symbiodiniaceae.